Molecule: messenger RNA, 213 nt
Organism: Monoraphidium neglectum
Lineage: Eukaryota; Viridiplantae; Chlorophyta; Chlorophyceae; Sphaeropleales; Selenastraceae
Exons: 2
Coding region: 1-213 (70 amino acids)
Source: RefSeq, a predicted model, not a curated record
AUGCUGUGGGUGUUCGCAGACCCCAGCCCCCAGGGCUGGCGCGCCGCGGCCACCACCCACGCGGCCCCCACCAGCGCCGCUGCGGAGUUGGUGGAGGGCCGCGCGGAGCUCAAGGGGCCGUGGUUCCAGCGGGACGCCCCCCUGUCUUACGACAUCCUGAUGGAGAACAUGGAAUCUGUGAUCCAGGACGCAUUUGGCCGUUUCAGGCCCUAA